AUGGACCAUUCCGUACAUUGUGUUAUAUUGAAUCAUGAAACACGUUCUACCAUAUCACAACAAUUCAAAUUGAAUUUAUUGACAAACAUAUUCAAUCAACAACAACCAACUAGCAUGUCCUAUCCAGACCUCAGAAUUGUUUUUGAUUUUUUCACCGACAACCCACAAAAAUUAGUGAAACAAAAGGGCCCCCAGCGGCAAACACCUACUACCCCUCUACAACAAAGCCCUGGCUAUGAAAAUGAGAGCGGUGGGUGCCUCCCGGUUGUGGCAGACCCCUAUUGGAGUAGCAUUAGAAAGAUGCAGGUGGAUACAAAUUUCAUGGAGGCUCAGUACCCAUACCUACAUUACAUCGUCUACAACCAGCCGACUAAUGACGUCAGUGUGAGAUUGACAGAUCGAAGAAAUGACAGCAUGAUAUCGAGGCCCGCCAGGAGUCCGCUACAACUUGCCUCAUUAGAAAGGGCCAACAAAGCUAGAGGAGUCUACCAGGAGAUGUGCACCUACGUCACUCCACACACGCCCCUCCUGCCGAAACGACCUUCCAACCCCAACACAGCCUUUUCCGUUUCCGCCUUCAAAACCGUCGGUAACUUGAACAGCCUGGACCAGAACUGGACCUAUUGGAGUGGUGCCGAUUACAUUGUUGAAAACAUACCGAAACGCUUGAAACUCGAACGAGUGACAUUCCACAAGAUUCGUCUGGGUAGUAGCAGCAGCAGUAGCAGCCUCACUGGCGGUGGAAGCAGUUACAGCUACAGCGAUACGAUGUCGUUGUUAGGAUCGCCCGUGUCGUCGCAGCACCACCAGCACUACCACAACUACAAUUACCACUGCAGCAAUAACGAGAAUUUCAACGACGACGAUUCAUUUUCGUACGUCCUGCUGUGUGAGAUCGGCGAUGCUUUGGUUGAUAUGAAUAGGACGAGAGAGUUCAUCGACACGCUGAAGUACAGGCAGUGUGGUGUCACCUCCAUGUGUGUCAUCGACCACUUCUUCUAA
Messenger RNA from Helobdella robusta, 1002 nucleotides. RefSeq lists its product as hypothetical. Bases 1 to 1002 code for a protein of 333 amino acids. Lineage: Eukaryota; Metazoa; Annelida; Clitellata; Rhynchobdellida; Glossiphoniidae. The record is from RefSeq and is a predicted model, not a curated record. The transcript has 4 exons.